Messenger RNA from Neomonachus schauinslandi (Hawaiian monk seal), 3997 nucleotides. It is a transcript of the gene MECOM, whose product is annotated as MDS1 and EVI1 complex locus. NCBI's taxonomy places the organism in Eukaryota, Metazoa, Chordata, Mammalia, Carnivora, Phocidae. The coding region runs from base 1 to 3717 and encodes 1238 amino acids. Gene Ontology annotation, biological process: regulation of transcription by RNA polymerase II. The transcript is spliced from 17 exons. Gene Ontology annotation, cellular component: nucleus. The record is from RefSeq and is a predicted model, not a curated record. Gene Ontology annotation, molecular function: RNA polymerase II cis-regulatory region sequence-specific DNA binding; protein binding; DNA-binding transcription activator activity, RNA polymerase II-specific.
AUGAGAAAAGCCAUCAGUUCAAAGCUUGCCACAAGUAAUGAGUGUGUAUAUGGCAGCUACCCUGAAAUUCCUUUGGAAGAAAUGCCAGAUGCAGAUGGAGUAGCCAGCACUCCCUCCCUCAAUAUUCAAGAGCCAUGCUCUCCAGCCACAUCCAGUGAAGCAUUCACGCCAAAGGAGGGCUCUCCAUACAAAGCCCCCAUCUACAUCCCUGAUGAUAUCCCCAUUCCUGCCGAGUUUGAACUUCGAGAGUCAAAUAUGCCUGGAGCGGGACUAGGAAUAUGGACCAAAAGGAAGAUUGAAGCAGGUGAAAAGUUUGGGCCUUAUGUGGGAGAGCAGAGGUCAAACCUGAAAGACCCCAGCUAUGGAUGGGAGAUCUUAGAUGAGUUUUGCAAUGUGAAGUUCUGCAUAGAUGCUAGUCAACCAGAUGUAGGAAGCUGGCUCAAGUACAUCAGGUUCGCUGGCUGUUAUGAUCAGCACAACCUCGUUGCAUGCCAGAUAAAUGAUCAGAUAUUUUAUAGAGUAGUCGCAGACAUUGCACCAGGAGAGGAGCUCCUGCUGUUCAUGAAGAGUGAAGACUAUCCCCAUGAAACUAUGGCGCCGGAUAUCCACGAAGAACGGCAGUAUCGCUGCGAGGACUGUGACCAGCUCUUUGAGUCCAAGGCUGAACUAGCAGAUCACCAGAAGUUCCCCUGCAGUACCCCUCACUCAGCAUUUUCAAUGGUGGAAGAAGACUUCCAACAAAAACUCGAAAGUGAAAACGAUCUCCGAGACAUACAUGCAAUCCAGGAGUGUAAGGAAUGUGACCAAGUCUUCCCCGAUUUGCAAAGCCUGGAGAAACACAUGUUGUCACAUACUGAAGAGAGGGAAUACAAGUGCGAUCAGUGUCCCAAGGCAUUUAACUGGAAGUCCAAUUUAAUUCGCCACCAGAUGUCACAUGACAGUGGAAAGCACUAUGAAUGUGAAAACUGUGCCAAGGUUUUCACGGACCCUAGCAACCUUCAGCGGCACAUCCGCUCUCAGCAUGUUGGUGCCCGGGCCCACGCGUGCCCGGAGUGUGGCAAAACGUUUGCCACUUCGUCGGGCCUCAAACAACACAAGCACAUCCACAGCAGUGUGAAGCCCUUUAUCUGUGAGGUCUGCCAUAAAUCCUAUACUCAGUUUUCAAACCUUUGUCGUCAUAAGCGCAUGCAUGCUGAUUGCAGAACCCAAAUCAAGUGCAAAGACUGUGGACAAAUGUUCAGCACUACGUCUUCCUUAAAUAAACACAGGAGGUUUUGUGAGGGCAAGAACCAUUUUGCGGCAGGUGGAUUUUUUGGCCAAGGCAUUUCACUUCCUGGAACCCCCGCUAUGGAUAAAACGUCCAUGGUUAAUAUGAGUCAUGCCAACCCGGGCCUUGCUGACUAUUUUGGUGCCAAUAGGCAUCCCGCUGGUCUUACCUUUCCAACAGCUCCUGGAUUUUCUUUUAGCUUCCCUGGUCUGUUUCCUUCCGGCUUGUACCACAGGCCUCCUUUGAUACCUGCUAGUUCUCCUGUUAAAGGACUAUCAAGUACUGAACAGACAAACAAAAGUCAAAGUCCCCUCAUGACACAUCCUCAGAUACUGCCAGCUACACAGGAUAUUUUGAAGGCACUAUCUAAACACCCACCUGUAGGGGACAAUAAGCCAGUGGAGCUCCAGCCCGAGGGGUCCUCUGAAGAGAGGCCCCUUGAGAAAAUGAGUGACCAGUCAGAGAGUAGUGACCUUGAUGAUGUCAGUACACCAAGUGGCAGUGACCUGGAAACAACCUCGGGCUCUGAUCUGGAAAGUGACCUUGAAAGUGAUAAAGAGAAAUUUAAAGAAAAUGGUAAAAUGUUCAAAGACAAAGUAAGCCCUCUUCAGAAUCUGGCUUCAGGACAUAAUAGGAAAGAAUACAGCAAUCAUUCCACUUUCCCACCGUCUUUAGAGGAGCACACUGCGGUGUCAGGAGCUGUGAAUGAUUCUAUAAAGGCUAUUGCUUCUAUUGCUGAAAAAUACUUUGGUUCAACAGGACUGGUGGGGCUGCAAGACAAAAAAGUUGGAGCUUUACCUUACCCUUCCAUGUUUCCCCUCCCGUUUUUUCCAGCAUUCUCUCAAUCAAUGUACCCAUUUCCUGAUAGAGACUUGAGAUCGUUACCUUUGAAAAUGGAACCCCAAUCACCAAGUGAAGUCAAGAAACUGCAGAAGGGAAGCUCUGAGUCUCCCUUUGAUCUCACCACUAAGCGAAAGGACGAGAAGCCCUUGACUCCAGGACCCUCCAAGCCUCCAGCAACACCUGCCACAAGCCAAGACCAGCCCCUGGAUCUAAGUAUGGGCAGUAGGAGUAGAGCCAGUGGAACAAAGCUGACCGAGCCCCGUAAAAACCACGUGUUUGGGGAAAAGAAAGGAAGCAACAUUGAACCGAGACCCGCAUCGGACAGUUCCUUGCAGCACGCUAGACCCACUCCUUUUUUUAUGGACCCGAUUUACAGAGUAGAGAAAAGAAAACUAACUGACCCACUUGAAGCUUUAAAAGAGAAAUACUUGAGACCUUCUCCAGGAUUCUUAUUUCACCCACAAUUCCAACUGCCUGAUCAGAGAACUUGGAUGUCAGCUAUUGAAAACAUGGCGGAGAAGCUAGAGAGCUUCAGUGCCCUGAAACCGGACGCCAGUGAACUUCUGCAGUCAGUUCCCUCCAUGUUCAACUUCAGAGCACCUCCCAAUGCCCUGCCGGAGAACCUCCUGCGAAAAGGGAAAGAACGCUACACCUGCAGAUACUGUGGCAAGAUUUUUCCAAGGUCUGCGAACUUAACACGGCACUUGAGAACCCACACAGGAGAGCAGCCUUACAGAUGCAAAUACUGUGACAGAUCCUUUAGCAUCUCUUCCAACUUGCAGAGGCAUGUUCGUAACAUCCACAAUAAGGAGAAGCCCUUUAAGUGUCACUUAUGUGAUAGGUGUUUUGGUCAACAAACCAACUUAGACAGACACCUAAAGAAACAUGAGAAUGGGAACAUGUCUGGUACGGCAACAUCGUCGCCUCAUUCCGAACUGGAAAGUACAGGCGCGAUUCUCGAUGACAAAGAAGAUGCUUACUUCACAGAAAUCCGCAAUUUCAUUGGGAAUAGCAACCACAGCAGCCAGUCUCCCAGGAACACAGAGGAGAGAAUGAACGGCAGCCAUUUUAAGGAUGAGAAAGCUUUGGUGACCAGCCAAAAUUCAGAUUUACUGGAUGAUGAAGAAGUAGAAGAUGAGGUGUUGUUAGAUGAGGAGGAUGACGACAACGAUAUUACUGGAAAAACGGGAAAAGAACCAGGGACAAGCAAUUUACAUGAAGGAAACCCUGAGGAUGACUAUGAAGAAGCCAGUGCCCUGGAGAUGAGUUGCAAAACGUCCCCAGUGAGGUAUAAAGAGGAAGAAUAUAAAACUGGACUUUCUGCCCUAGAUCAUAUAAGGCACUUCACAGAUAGCCUCAAAAUGAGGAAACUGGAAGAUAAUCAAUAUACUGAAGCUGAGCUGUCUUCUUUUAGUGCUUCCCAUGUGCCGGAGGAACUUAAACAGCCGUUACACAGAAAGUCCAAAUCACAGGCAUAUGCUAUGAUGUUGUCAUUGUCCGACAAGGAGUCCCUCCAUUCUACAUCCCACAGUUCUUCCAACGUGUGGCACAGUAUGGCAAGGGCUGCGGCGGAAUCCAGUGCCAUCCAGUCCAUAAGCCACGUAUGACAUUACCAAGGUCGACCAGAGUGGGACCAAGUCCAACAGUAGCAUGGCUCUUUCAUCUAGGACUAUUUAAAAGACUGCUGAGCAGAAUGCCUUAGAAACCUGAAGGGUCACUCAUUUAAAGUCUGGUGACCUUAAACUGAAUGCUUAAAAAAAAAGAAAGGAAAAGAAAGAAAGAAAAAAAGAAACUAUUUAUUCUCGAUAUUUUGUUUUGCACAGCAAAGGCAGCUGCUGACUUCUGGAAGGUCAAUGCAACGUUAUUAACAUGAUUUGGUGAGAAUGA